AUGUCCAAUCAAAACAUUCGUCCAGAUAAAUACAAUGAACUGAGAAGUGCCAAUAAAUACUACAUCGAUUCAUACGCUGCAUUGUAUCAGUUAAAAACAGAAAAUGAAGAAGAUUUAAGCUCAAUUUACAAAAUGAUCAAAGCAGAAUUGAUUGAUUCAAAGAAAUAUUGUCCACAAUAUCUUAUUAAAGAUAUUUUUAACAUCAUUCCUUAUAAUAACCGCUAUACAAAGUCAUACUUGAAACUUGUAAAACUCAUUACUGAUGAUUAA
Molecule: messenger RNA, 270 nt
Organism: Trichomonas vaginalis G3
Lineage: Eukaryota; Parabasalia; Trichomonadida; Trichomonadidae
Product: protein of unknown function (DUF3447)
Exons: 1
Coding region: 1-270 (89 amino acids)
Source: RefSeq, a predicted model, not a curated record